AUGGAAGAAUUAUCCAGUCUUAAGUCGUUAGCAAAUGACAGGGAUAUUGUUAUCAAAAAGGCAGACAAAUCGGCUAACAUUGUCAUAAUGAACAAUGAAGAUUACAUACAGGAAGUGAACAGACAUCUUAGCAACGAUAAUUAUUACAAGAAACUAGAUGAGGACAUUGCGGAAACAGUUCAGAAGAAUGUCCGUGACUGUAUAGACAUUAUUUCCGAAACCGAAGAAUUUGUAGAGGAGGAGUUUGACAUUUUUCCCGAAAAAAUACGUACUCCGCAAUUUUAUAUUUUACCAAAGCUACAUAAAAAUAUAGAUAACUCAUUGCCAUUAGGAUAUCCUGGUAGGCCUAUAGUAUCCGCAUGUAAUUCCCCUACCGAUAACAUAUCCAAAUUCCUAGACUAUAUACUCCAACCCCAUGUGUUAACCUUGCCUUCGUAUAUAAAAGAUACCACUGAUUUUCUUACGAAAAUUAAGAAUUGUAGUCUAUCAUCCAACAGUUAUUUGGUAACUAUGGAUGUUAGCUCUCUCUAUACCAAUAUCCCCCAUGAUGAAGGUAUCGACGCCUGCCGGUCAUUUUUAAAUCGUAAUACCGGUAACACUAACACCAGUCUGUCGGUCGAUAGUAUUUGUAAACUUAUAGAGCUUACACUUAAGAAUAAUCAUUUUAAGUUCAACAAUGAUAAUUACAUCCAAACCAUGGGUACAGCCAUGGGUAGUCCAUUUGCCCCAGCUUAUGCAUCUUUGUUCAUGGGUAAACUUGAACAAGACUUUUUACAGACACGCCAACUUAAACCUACCCUAUGGUUACGGUUCCUAGACGACAUAUUCAUGAUCUGGGAUCAUUCUUUGGAUGAAUUAAAUGAUUUUGUCCAGGCCCUUAAUGGAUUACAUAGCUCAAUUAAAUUCACUUAUGACAUUUCACUGGAUCAUAUUUCAUUUCUGGAUGUCGAUGUUACUAAAGACAACAGGAAUAAUAUUUGUACCAAUGUCCAUGUUAAAAAUACCAACAUCCACCAAUACCUGGAUUACUCGUCCAAUCAUCCCAAAACUUGUAAAAAUGGUAUUCCAUACAGUCAGGCUAAGCGCUAUCGUCGUAUUGUAUCGGACGAUGACCAGUUUGCUAAGUCACUGGACAGUCUCCGUGAAUUUUUCAUUUCUAGAGGUUACCCUGAUAAGGUUAUUGAUGACGCAUUCGGUAAAGUACGUGAUGUAUCUCAAGAUGAAGCCCUUGUAUACAACAGUAACUCCUCUGAUGAAAAGAUUGUACCUUUUAUUAUUGAAUAUAGUCCGUCUCUUCCCCAUAUUGGCAGUAUCGUAAAAAAAUACUGGGAUUUAUUUAAGCUAUCGCAAAAUGCGUCAGUCCAACAUUUGCACGAAUACAGACCCGUGUUAGCCUAUCAGCGUGGUAAAAAUCUCAAAGAUUUCUUAGUCAGGUCUACAUAUCCCACAAAAUUCCCUGGCCCUGUAAACGCCCAUUCUAGCAAAUGCUCCAGGCCUAGAUGUUCACAUUGUACUAGGAUAGUAGAAACUGAUAAAUUUGAAAGUUUUUCUAAUUCUUCUAUAUAUCGCCUUAAAUUUAAUACAGAUUGUACAUCCAAUAAUGUUAUUUAUUUAAUAUCUUGUAAAAAAUGCAACAUGCAAUAUGUUGGCCAAACUAAACAACAAGUGUCCAAAAGAAUGAAUAGUCACAGAUUUGACAUUAAGAAUUUCAGUGACCCUGUGUAUGCCAGUGGUGUUGCAACACAUUUCAACACUACAGACCACAGUGUAGAAGACUUCAGCUUUUUACCUAUUGACAUUGUUGACAAUGACAUGGACAGACUCGUCCGUGAAACAUCUUGGAUUCACAGACUUGAUACUGUGUUUCCAUCAGGCAUGAACACCAGUGUAUUGUUCAAAUUAUAA
Ruditapes philippinarum (Manila clam) is the source of this 1905-nucleotide messenger RNA. RefSeq lists its product as uncharacterized. The record is from RefSeq and is a predicted model, not a curated record. The coding region runs from base 1 to 1905 and encodes 634 amino acids. The transcript has a single exon. NCBI's taxonomy places the organism in Eukaryota, Metazoa, Mollusca, Bivalvia, Venerida, Veneridae.